Messenger RNA from Didymodactylos carnosus, 978 nucleotides. NCBI's taxonomy places the organism in Eukaryota, Metazoa, Rotifera, Eurotatoria, Philodinida, Philodinidae. The record is from the annotation of a GenBank genome assembly.
AUGAGUCGAUAUACAAAUUAUGAGGGUUAUGAGAUUGAUGAUGAGUCAAGCGAAGAAAGUGAUGUUGAAAAUGAGAAAGAAAAAGUACAUAACGAUGAUCUAGAAAGUAGCAGCUCUGAUAAUGAAUUUGAUAAACCCAUACGAGAUUUCAUUGAAAAAAAUUUUUCAUCCAAUGUUACAACGCAGAAAUCGUCAAAUAAAUCAUUUGAAAAUGAAAUGGAAAAUGAGUUAGAUCAGAUCUAUCAUUCUUUUACAACAAACGGAAAAUUUCAAUUACCAAUUGAAAUUCAGAAGAAAGCGCCAUCAAAAAACAAAGAUUUAGCGGUGAAGAGCGACUAUGAUAAUGAUAACGACCAAAAAGAUGAUAAUUCUAAUCACAGUGAUUCAGAUGAUCGUAUUAAAAAGAACGAUGACAGCGAAUUGAAGAAGUCAGAUGAUAAAUUAAUUAAGGAAACAGACGAAGAUAAACUUAAUGAUGAUUUACUUUAUGAUCCAGAACAAGAUGAUGAAGAUGAAAAAUGGAUGUCAAACGAAAGAAUAAAAUCUCGUGGUGGUCAGACAAAUGUGUCAUCAUCAUUAGGUGAUACCGAUGCGGUGUUGAAUUGUCCUGGUUGUAUGAUAUUGAUAUGUCACGAUUGUCAACGACAUGAAUAUAAUCGUAAUCAAUAUCGUGCUAUGUUUGUAUUUAAUUGUAUAAUUGACGAAAAUCGCCAUGUUAAAGUAUCAUCAAAUGAAGAGAAAAAGAAUCGAAAGAUGAAUAAUAUAUCGUCCAAACAAUCGCAUUCACGGACUAAACGUUUCAAGACAAAUGAUAAACAACAGUUUUCUAACGGUGGAAUUGAAGACGAUAUUGAAUCUCUAAAUGAACAAGAAAAUUUGCCAAAACCCGUUUUAUGCAGUGAAUGUGGCACUGAGUUAGGAGCAUAUGAAAAGAAUGACGAACUAUAUCAUUUUUACAAUGUGUUAGCUAGUUAUUGA